Messenger RNA from Gigantopelta aegis, 1251 nucleotides. RefSeq names its product KRAB-A domain-containing protein 2-like. Lineage: Eukaryota; Metazoa; Mollusca; Gastropoda; Neomphalida; Peltospiridae. The transcript has 3 exons. The record is from RefSeq and is a predicted model, not a curated record. Bases 1 to 1251 code for a protein of 416 amino acids. Gene Ontology annotation, biological process: DNA integration. Gene Ontology annotation, molecular function: nucleic acid binding.
AUGUCUCCGAUUCUAAUGACGUUAAUGACGAUUGCCUCUGCUCAGAAGGUUUUACACAUCGGAGGGUUUUUCGCGCUGUCAGGCACGAGAUGGAACGGAGGUCAUCGUACGCAGGCACCAAUAUUGUUGGCCAUCGAUCUCAUCAACAACAAUUCGGAAAUACUUCCAAACUACACCAUCAGUCUCAUUUGGAAUGACACAAUGUUGAAGGAAGCUUGUUCGGCCAAGUUAAAAACUGAUAGACAGUACUACAUUCUAGGAUGGUACGAAAUACUCCAAUGUGGUGAUGUGGAGAAGUUAAUUCGUAAGCGUGCGAAAUUGACAGAGGAACCAAUAUACUUUGUCAACAUUGAUGAUAUGAAUGACAUCGUCAAGCGUGCUCACAUUUCAAAUGGACAUGGUGGUCGCCACAAAAUGGUUAUUUUUUGGUCUAGAUAUGCGAACAUUAUGAGGGAAAGCACUGAACUCUUCAAGUCUCUUUGCAUUGAGUGUCAGAAGAAAAGAAAACGUGCUACAACAAAGGGGGUUGUCGUGAGACCGAUAUUAUCAAAGGAUUUUGGAUCGCGAGGGCAAGUGGAUCUAAUUGAUAUGCAAUCCAUGACAAAGGCACCAUACAAGUGGAUCAUAGUCUAUCAAAACCAUUUGACAAAAUGCUGUGUCCUGUGCCCACUAACAUCUGAACGUGCAGCAGAAGUAGCCUUUCGGUUGAUGGACAUAUUUCUGCUCCUCGGUGCCCCUCAGAUUCUACAGAGUGAUAAUGGCAGCGAGUUUACUGCAUCAGUCAUCACAGAACUCAAGGUUCUGUGGCCCGAUCUCCUCAUGGUUCACGGCAAGCCUCGGCACCCUCAUAGUCAAGGAUCCGUUGAAGGGCUGAACUGUGAUGUGAAAGAUAGGUUGAUUGCAUGGCUUGGUGAUAACAACUCAACAGACUGGUCUGUGGGACUGAGAUUUGUUCAAUUCCAGAAAAACUGCAGUUAUCAUUCCGGCAUCAAGCAGACAUCAUACAAGGCCUUAUUCGGUACUGAUGCACGAAUUAGAUUGCGUACCUGUGCCUUAUCAGCUGACAUUCUGGAACGCAUGGCGUCUGAAGAGGAUCUUGGUGAAAUUAUCUUGAAAAGUCAGGACGUUGCACCUGCUCACAUCUCGAUGGUCACCGUGGUUGCACUCCGUCACUGUGGCUUCCAGCUUUUCGAUCAACCAUCGUAUUCCUCGGAUCUAGCACCGUUAGACUUCCACAAAUUUGAUAAUUAG